AUGAAUUAUCAUGACUCUGAGCGGGCAGACAAUGACUCUAAGCAGCCAGACAAUGACUCUGAGCGGCCAGACAAUGACUCUAAGCGGCCAGACAAUGACUCUAAGCGGCCAGACAAUGACUCUGAGCGGCCAGACAAUGACUCUGAGCGGCCAGACAAUGACUCUGAGCGGCCAGACAAUGACUCUAAGCGGCCAGACAAUGACUCUGAGCGGCCAGACAAUGACUCUGAGCGGCCAGACAAUGACUCUGAGCGGCCAGACAAUGACUCUGAGCGGCCAGACAAUGACUCUGAGCGGCCAGACAAUGACUCUAAGCGGCCAGACAAUGACUCUAAGCGGCCAGACAAUGACUCUAAGCGGCCAGACAAUGACUCUAAGCGGCCAGACAAUGACUCUGAGCGGCCAGACAAUGACUCUGAGCGGCCAGACAAUGACUCUAAGCGGCCAGACAAUGACUCUAAGCGGCCAGACAAUGACUCUAAGCGGCCAGACAAUGACUCUAAGCGGCCAGACAAUGACUCUAAGCGGCCAGACAAUGACUCUAAGCGGCCAGACAAUGACUCUAAGCGGCCAGACAAUGACUCUAAGCGGCCAGACAAUGACUCUGAGCGGCCAGACAAUGACUCUAAGCGACCAGACAAUGACUCUGAGCGGCCAGACAAUGACUCUGAGCGGCCAGACAAUGACUCUAAGCGACCAGACAAUGACUCUAAGCGGCCAGACAAUGACUCUGAGCGGCCAGACAAUGACUCUAAGCGACCAGACAAUGACUCUGAGCGGCCAGACAAUGACUCUAAGCGGCCAGACAAUGACUCUGAGCGGCCAGACAAUGACUCUGAGCGGCCAGACAAUGACUCUAAGCGACCAGACCGGUUGCGGGUGUAG
This is a messenger RNA of Procambarus clarkii (red swamp crayfish), 885 nucleotides long. RefSeq lists its product as uncharacterized. The record is from RefSeq and is a predicted model, not a curated record. NCBI's taxonomy places the organism in Eukaryota, Metazoa, Arthropoda, Malacostraca, Decapoda, Cambaridae.